Messenger RNA from Verruconis gallopava, 3095 nucleotides. RefSeq lists its product as uncharacterized. The record is from RefSeq and is a predicted model, not a curated record. The transcript has 4 exons. Lineage: Eukaryota; Fungi; Ascomycota; Dothideomycetes; Venturiales; Sympoventuriaceae. Gene Ontology annotation, molecular function: oligopeptide transmembrane transporter activity. The coding region runs from base 730 to 3039 and encodes 769 amino acids. Gene Ontology annotation, cellular component: fungal-type vacuole membrane.
CAGGCCUUCCUUCAAUUUAUUAUAUAUUAUAUCUGAUUCUAAGGUAUCAUAGUCCGUAGAAGGCUGGUGUGGCCGUUCUCACGACGCUGCAGUCGGCACAACUCUUAUUUGAAGCCACUAAACACGACUUUGUUGUCUGCAUGGCGUACUUCGUGAUCUCCUUGUCUUUCAACCCUUAACGAGAAAGCUUGACGAUAAAGAGCGUGGAUUUUAUGGGCGAUUUGAACGUCUUUCGUUGAUACUAGCCGUGGUUAAAGCCUUUGGGACUGCGAAACUUUCUUUGCGUUGACCCUGAAAAGCGCCCUCCAACAAGUGGUCCAUUCAACGUCAUACCAGACCAUCGAUUAUUCGACAUUUGACCAACCUGAAAUCUGAAGCUGCAGCACAUCAAGCAUUUACACAGAUAAUUUGGUGCCUUAAAUGGGCUGGCCCAUUGGUCCCAGAUCGUAGCAGCCGUCUGAUCGAUCAAGAAGGGUCGCAUAUCACAACUGGACCACAUUUUGGUAGGAAGCACGAAGCUUCGACAUUUUGGAUUUGCUGGCGUCUCACCUUCGAUAUUGAAAAUACGCGCCUGUCUGUUUUUCCUCACGAAGAAGGAACUGGAUAGAUAACGCUGUCUACCAAAAAGUAGCUCAUCAUCGGCAUGCUGCCGUUGGGAGGGUGUGUUGCCGUUGGUGGACUGUAUAACCUGUGAUUCUUGGCCGUGUGGAAUUACUGACGUAUUAAAUCAUGAUGGAUGUCGAUAUGCAAGAAGGCUCUGAGAGCGUUCCGCUCCUUGAUAUUGCUUUGAGGCAGAGCUUGGAUUCGAGGGACAGCAUGGACUCUUCAGAAGGGAAAAUCUAUGACCUGCGGGCGAUCGGUCCUGUGUACGAUGAUAAAGAUGGUGGCCGCCCAGUCGAAGCUGCAGAGUCAUGUGAAAAUGAUGAAUACAAAAGCGUUGAGGUUGAUGAGGAAGACGCCUUCGCCAAAGAUCCAUUCGUACCAUUCAAUGAACUUCCUGAGGAGGAAAAUUGGGUACUCACCUUCCGUGCUGUCUUCAUUGGUCUCUGCUGCGGUGCCAUUGUCAACGCGUCAAAUGUUUAUCUCGGCCUAAAGUCAGGAUGGACUUUUGGCGCUAAUCUCUUUGGUGCCAUUGCCGGUUUUGCGAUCAUUAAGUCAUUCUCAACCAUGUUUGCGGAGAACUUCCCUAUUCUGGGUGGAGCCUUCGGUCCAAGAGAGAACAACAUAGUACAAACAGCUGCAAUGGCGUCUGGCGGUCUUUCUAAUGUCUUUGUCUCCGCCUACCCUGCACUGUACCAACUUGGAUUAAUGAACACACCCGAAGAGGACUUUUGGAGAAUCGUCUCUUUGACUGCUGUAGGCGGCUACUUCGGAUUCUUCUUUGCAACUCCAUUGCGAAAGUUUUUUAUUAUCUACGUAGCACGCGAGUUGCGCCUCGUCUUCCCGUCCGCAUCAGCAACAGCUCUUACUAUACGGAGCAUGCAUGAUGCUGUUCGGGGUGCAAGUAUUGGUAAAAUGAAGAUGAAGGCUAUGGGAAUUGCUUUUUCUUCUGCAAUGAUCAUUCGCGUUGUCUCCCAGUACGCCCUUGGUAUUCUUUGGGAGUGGCACUUCUUCUGGUGGUUUCACGUCUGGGGUCAUUACAGGACCGUUGCCAUAGCCGUCGAGAACUGGGGUUGGUUUGUCCAGUUCACUCCAGCCUUUAUUGGGUCCGGCAUGCUCGUCGGUCUGAACGUAUCCAUUUCAUUCUUUGCGGGCUCCGUCAUUGCAUGGGGUAUCAUUGGCCCCCUUCUGGUGCACUACGAAGUAGCAUUUGGCAAGCUUCGGCAACCUGAAGAAUACGGUGUGGUCAACUUCGCAUCGUUCAGUCCUCCAUUCUCAAGCAAAGAGACACCCUCUCCACGAUACUGGCUUUUGUGGCCUGGGGUUCUAGCCAUGAUCACUAUCUCAUUCACUGAACUUCUAUUGCAGUGGCGUAUAAUCUUCUUUGCGUUUAAAGCAGCCAGCAAGGGCGUCGGCAAGGGCAUCUAUAAGUUGGGGUCGAAGCUCGGAAAAGAUUUUAGCUUCCUUCGAAAGGCCACUGAGCAGGAAACCAGAGAUCUCGUCGAGGAUCCCGCCGAAGAUACAGAACUACCUCAGAUGUGGAUGUGGGGACCUGGUCUCAUCGUGACUAUCAUCGCCAUGUGCAUCGUCAUGAGCGUUCAGUACGAAAUGCCCCUUGGAAUGUCACUUCUCUCAAUAUUCCUGGCUUUCUUCUUUUCCUUUCUUGCAAUACAGUGCACAGGCGUCACCGAUAUUACACCACUCACAGCCGCAUCAAAAGCAUCGCAGAUUAUUCUCGGCGGCGCAACAAAGGGCGAACAUUGGACUAUAGAGCAUUCCCAACGUCUUAACCUUCUUGGGGGCGCUCUGGCAAACAUGGGAGCUAAUCAGUCUACUGAUCUAACUGCUGAUUUUCGAACUGGUUUCUUGCUCCGAACACCACCAAUCCAGCAAUGGCUUGCCCAAGGUGUGGGCACUCUUGUUGCUGUGUUUGUUGCACCGGUUAUGUUUAGGUUGUUCAUGAAAGCGUAUCCGUGCAUCAUCAGAAUGGAUGACGAGUGUCCCUUCACUUACCCAUCAGUCGCUGCUUGGCGUGCUGUUGCUAUUGCGGUUACUGAUCCGACGUUUCCCAUUCCCCCAUCCAGUGCAUACUUCUCUGUGGCUUUUGCCGUUUUCGGAUCUUUCAUGGUUCUUCUUAAGCAGUACGCCUGGCGCGGAAAGCUCGAGUGGAUGAAGGCGUAUCACCCAAAUAUGAUGUGUAUUGCCCUUGCUUUUGUUCUUCCACAAACAUACUAUGGCACCGCAAUGGUCAUUGGCGCACUCAUUUCCCAUUUCUGGCAGAAGAAAAAGCCAAAACAUUAUGAGACCUUUGGAUAUGCUAUUGCAGCAGGUUUUAUUGCAGGCGAGGGUAUCGGCGGAGUCAUCAAUGCUGUCUUCCAAGUCGUUGGUAUUGAUGGUGACAAGUAUGGUUCAACCAUCGCGUGCCCUAUAUCCUGCUAGGUAGAGGCCUGUGGAUAUGUAUAAACUAUGAGAAAUGCCUAGACAAUCGAUAUUUU